AGGGUUUUUGUGCCUUUUUUUGUUUGACGGGGAAUAACGUUGAGGAGAGCCAUCGACAGGUCUCUCCCGUGCAGUGCGCUCUUUUUUCUCUUUUUUUGUCUGUGUACUCCGCAUACCAAGCGUGGAGCGACCUGUCUUAAAAGAGGAAGAAACACCGAGCACACCACGACGACGGCGGCGCCCAGUCGAAAGCUUCGAUCUUCUAAAGAGAGAGCCGAAGAAGGAAGGAGCCCCGAGCCUACGUGGUGAAGUUCAAUGCCCGCUACGCGUCCCGAGCUGGAGAACCCGCCGGAGGUGUUCUACAACGCCUCUGAAGCGCGCAAGUACACCGUGAGCACCCGUGUGCGGAAGAUUCAGCGUGACAUGACACUGCGCGCCCUCGAGCUGCUCAGCUUGCCAAAAGACGAAGCCCCGACCGGACUCAACCGCUCCGCUCUGCUUCUCGACAUCGGCUGCGGCAGUGGCCUGAGUGGUGAUGUGCUCACUGAGCAGGGCCACGCCUGGAUGGGGGUGGAUAUCAGCAUGGACAUGCUACGCAUCGCGAAAGAGGAUGAGCUGAACUAUUACGACAUGGGCGAGGCGCAACGGCAAGCGGCGAAAAAGGCGGAGUCGACGCUGACGAGUAGCAGCAACUUGCGCAUGGACACGAGUCACGUGAAGUGGGGCCUCAUCACCUCGGAAGAGGAGGACAAUGAGGGGGAGGAUGACGAAAGGGAUGAGGAAGGGACCGACAAGGAUGUCGACGAUAGCGCGGAAGGACAAGGAGAGACUUGGCAGGAGGGAGAGGAAAUGGAUGGGCUGAUGUCGGGGCCACGCGUCGUGGAGGUCCUUCGCAAUGACAUCGGUGCGGGUCUGCCCUUUCGCCCCGGCACCUUCGACGGCUGCAUCUCCAUCUCCGUGCUCCAGUGGCUCUGCCACAGUACCAAAAAAGGGGAAGUCCCUCAGCGACGCCUGCUGGCGCUCUUUCAGUCCCUCUACAAUUCUCUGCGCCGCGGUGCGAAGGCGGUCCUUCAGUUCUACCCGAGUGAUCCCACGCAGGUGCACAUGAUCACCCACGCCGCGAUGAAGUGCGGGUUUAACGGCGGCGUAGUGGUUGACUACCCCAACUCGGCGCGCGCGAAGAAGUAUUACUUGGUGCUGCAGGCAGGUCAGGUGGCGGGCGGUUUUGUGCCUCCGCCUGCCCUGACCACCGAGGCGGAAGACGACGCAGACGAGGAGGACUCCGAGUACGAGGGGGAGGAGGAGUACCACGGCAGUGACGAUGACGACGAUGACGGCGCGGGAGGUCCGUUUCGUGACCCACACAGCCGCAAGCGUGUCCACGUCGGUGGCCGGGACACGGACCACCACCACAAGCGGGCACGCGCGUCCUCCGCGCAUGGGCAUAAGCGACGCCGCAAGGACAACCGCCCAGAGACCGGCUCGCGCGAUUGGGUGCUGCUGAAGAAAGAGGAGCGCCGGCGUCGCGGUUACACGACGUCGGCAGACUCGAAGUACACGAUGCGGCAGCGAAAGCCUCGCUUCUAA
Molecule: messenger RNA, 1527 nt
Organism: Leptomonas pyrrhocoris
Lineage: Eukaryota; Euglenozoa; Kinetoplastea; Trypanosomatida; Trypanosomatidae
Product: methyltransferase-like protein
Exons: 1
Coding region: 256-1527 (423 amino acids)
Biological process (GO): rRNA (guanine-N7)-methylation
Cellular component (GO): nucleolus
Molecular function (GO): rRNA (guanine) methyltransferase activity
Source: RefSeq, a predicted model, not a curated record